This is a messenger RNA of Polistes dominula (European paper wasp), 600 nucleotides long. RefSeq names its product ribosomal protein S27A. Gene Ontology annotation, molecular function: protein binding; structural constituent of ribosome. The record is from RefSeq and is a predicted model, not a curated record. Gene Ontology annotation, biological process: translation. Lineage: Eukaryota; Metazoa; Arthropoda; Insecta; Hymenoptera; Vespidae. Gene Ontology annotation, cellular component: ribosome.
UAUAAAAAUAUUGUUUUUUUUAAAUCUUAUGAUGUUCUUCCUUUCCAUGGUCUGAUAUUGAAACUGCAGGAAACGGUCAUCAUGCAGAUUUUUGUUAAAACACUCACAGGGAAAACUAUCACCCUAGAGGUAGAGGGAUCCGACACUAUCGAAAAUGUUAAAGCUAAAAUUCAAGAUAAAGAAGGAAUUCCUCCCGAUCAACAACGAUUAAUUUUCGCUGGCAAACAAUUGGAGGAUGGCAGAACUUUGUCAGAUUAUAAUAUUCAAAAGGAAUCUACUUUGCACUUGGUUCUGCGUUUACGAGGAGGUGCAAAGAAACGUAAGAAGAAGAAUUAUUCAACUCCGAAAAAAAUCAAGCACAAGAAGAAGAAGGUUAAGCUUGCUGUACUCAAAUUCUACAAGGUCGAUGAGAAUGGAAAGAUCCAUCGUUUAAGACGAGAAUGCCCUAGUGAGCAAUGUGGUGCUGGCGUUUUCAUGGCAGCAAUGGAAGACCGUCAUUAUUGCGGUAAAUGUGGUUACACGCUUGUCUUUAAUAAACCAGAAGAUAAGUAAAUGAUAAAUAUGUAAACAAUUUAUUAAAUGAAAUAAUCUUCUUAAGUA